AUGCAUUUGAGAAUUGAAAGAUUAGCAUUGAAUGAUACUUGGGAGGAAGAUCUAUCUGACGAGAUAACUGAAGAGAAGGAGGGGCUGGAAAAUGUAGAUCUGUAUUGCGACCAGGUACGGUUCCCACAGUUUGAUGAGUCAUUAGAAACUGAUUCACACAAUGGUAUAAGAAUAGAACAAGAAGGAGGAAUACGAAGGGUCGUCGCGACUAAGAACUACAAACUUGGGGAACCUCUCGCGGUCGAAUCAGACCCCAUAUGUUGGAUACCACCGCUGGAUAAGCUUACGCUCGCCUUAAGAGGUAAAUGCUGCGCAUGUUGUGGCAAAUCUCUUUCUGGUAGUAACAUUAGUCCCCAUUUUAUCAUGACCCAUGGACUUGAUUGUUCCGAUUGUGAUGUAAUAUGGUGUAGCAAACGAUGUAAGACUAAAGACCAGCGGGUACAUACUGCUUUGCACCAUGGCAAGCAUAAACUUGGCGCUCAGUUACAUUACAAAGAGUGGUUGGCAUUUGAAAGUUAUUGUCAUGAUAAUGAUAUGGUAGCGGCGCACUCUGUGGCAGUGAUUCUAGCUGUUAUCCUUGUGAAUAAUGAUUCUCGAUUACAGAGACAAUGGGAUUCUCUAGCAACAGUUUCUCAGAAGGUGAGAUUACAACCGGGAGAAAUAGAAAAAGGGUCUCAUUGUUUUGAGUUAUUGCAGGCCGUUUUCCCGGAAUCUGAACUGGUGCCAGAUUUUGAAAGUUUCAUGGAACUUGCUGGUAGAUUUGAUAUCAACCAAACUUCUCAACAGUUAUAUUUUAUUGCAUCGUUCUUGAAUCACAGUUGUGAACCAAACGCGCAUUUUGAGGUCAACGAGAAGAAUGAAUGGAGAUUAUUUGCUAGGGCUAGUAUUUCCCCAGGAGAUGAGCUAUUUAUUACUUAUAUCAAUCCAUUGCAUAAUGUAUAUCUAAGACAGCGAGAACUACGACAAAAAUAUGGAUUCAACUGUGAAUGCCAUCGUUGUAAAUUUGAACUAUCUCAAACAACAGAAACACCAACAAUACUUCAUCCAAUGGAGCCAUCGUCCAUGUCACCACCAGCUUCCUCAAGACGAAAAUCAUCAAUGAGAAGCAAGAGACCAGAUUUGACACAAUUGUUAAAAAACGGUCAGGAAUUCGAUCUUGAUAUUCCAGAGAACCCAGGUUUCCCCAGUAGACGUCGUACAUCUGUUAGGUUCGAUGGAACUGUUUCGAUGGCAGUCGAGGAGGAGUAA
Molecule: messenger RNA, 1248 nt
Organism: Maudiozyma barnettii
Lineage: Eukaryota; Fungi; Ascomycota; Saccharomycetes; Saccharomycetales; Saccharomycetaceae
Gene: SET5
Product: S-adenosylmethionine-dependent methyltransferase
Exons: 1
Coding region: 1-1248 (415 amino acids)
Molecular function (GO): protein binding
Source: RefSeq, a predicted model, not a curated record